Eupeodes corollae is the source of this 1411-nucleotide messenger RNA. RefSeq names its product 5-hydroxytryptamine receptor-like. Bases 17 to 1348 code for a protein of 443 amino acids. The transcript is spliced from 4 exons. Gene Ontology annotation, cellular component: membrane. NCBI's taxonomy places the organism in Eukaryota, Metazoa, Arthropoda, Insecta, Diptera, Syrphidae. Gene Ontology annotation, molecular function: G protein-coupled receptor activity. Gene Ontology annotation, biological process: adenylate cyclase-activating G protein-coupled receptor signaling pathway; G protein-coupled adenosine receptor signaling pathway. The record is from RefSeq and is a predicted model, not a curated record.
CCUCACAAUUACCAUAAUGGAAGAGGAAUCAAUAGUCGAGCGUCUUGAGAAAGAAAUCAAUAUAACUCACCCCCAGUCACUGGAGAUUCAAUUAAAAUUAUAUGACAUCUUCAUCCCAAUUUUGUGUUCCGUAAUCAUUCUUGUGAAUCUCCUGAUUGUCCUUUCGAGUGGACUUAUCCUUCACAAAAGACAACAACCUCGAAGUACUUAUAUUUUUCUGGGAAAUGUAGCCCUUUCGGAUUUACUAAUUGGCAUAACUACCCUCGCUGUCCAAUACUACCCCAAUGAGUGGCGCAACGAAAUGGUUUGCUGUGUGAGCAUAGGUAUGACUGUUUGUUCAACUUUGGUGUCUGGUUAUAGCAUUGGACUCAUAGCAAUUGACCGUUAUUUGUACAUUUUAAACGGACUCCACUAUCAGAGGUUGAUUUCGUCCCAGAGGGCUCGUGGUAUGGUCCUGGCAGUAUGGAUUUUUGCCGGUGUUGUUAGUUUCUUGCCAGCAUUUGGACUGCGAAACCCUACGGAUGAUGGGAAACUAUGUUGGUUUAUUGUCCUGGUUCCACCUAAGCUUGUUCUUUUCACAACUUCAGUUGGGAUGGUGCCGUUGGGACUGAUUAUAGUUCUGUAUAGCAUUAUUUUGAAGCAUGCUCUUGUCAGAAUAUCGUUUCUUCAUCGAGCCUCAUCGGGAGAUCCGGGAACACAUGUUGGAGGUUUAAGAUUGUUUCGAGGCGGUUUAUCGCCUUCAAAAACGUCAGUUGCAUCGUUAGAUGCUCUAAAUGUCAUUCGGUUACAGGAGGAUUUGGAACUUCAAAGACAACGAGGAAGAUCCAUAUUUAGUUGUUGUCGAAGAAGAAACGAAUCAAAAAUCAAUCUUCAAGUUUACAGCGCCAACAAAUGGAAAGCCAUCAAAAUUGUUCUUCUCACAACUGGAGCCUUCUUUGUGACGUGGUUUCCAUUUUUUAUCGCAUCCAUGCUCCAUGCAAUGUGUGGUCCCAAUUCAGACCCUGACUAUUGCGACAGUCUUCGAGUGGCAAUAGCUAGUCCAUUGGCUAUCCUUGGAUUGUGUAAUAGUUUGUUGAAUCCGAUUAUUUAUGCUUGGUGGCAUAAUGGAUUUCGAGAAUCUGUCAAAAUAAUUAUCAAGGGACUUUUGUGUGAAAGAUUUCAAAUAUCAACUGACCCAAAAGCUGCUUCUAGACUAAGUUUAGCAAACAAGAGAGCUGAUUUAAUUGUUAAUAGCUCAGAUCAAGAACAAAGACUAAGUGAAGAAGCCUCGAAUAGUGUCAAUGGGAUGGAAAUUAAUCCAAUAAGAACUGAAAAUGAGAAUUUAAAAUUAAAAACCGUUGAAUUGUAGUAGAUUUAAGAAUUUUCAAAAAAUGUACUGGAAUAAAUAAAAAGCGCUCUCUAACGGAAAAAA